AUUUUGGAGACGGUUACGACUUUUUCAAUUGCAUCAGUACUGUGACAUCGGCGACGGCAGCAGUAUACAUUUCUUGCUCAACAGUAUUCAUCAAGAUCCCCAGCCAGCUUAACAGCAACGUGUACGCUCAAUUUACAACACCUAGCUUGACAUGAUCGCCACCUGCUCACAAUAAUUCAACCACAUUUGCAUAGUUUCCUUUAACCACCUCACCCAUCUAUAAACUCUAUUUAUCCAUCAUGGAUAUCGAUGCCGACAUAUAUCAGUUGUAUCGAGCGCAUACUGCCAUUGUCGAACCUGAGUCUGAAACAAAUAAUGUCCAGCAUGAUCCUUCACCAGAGGUCAUCAUCACCCCUGUAGAAGAAGAGUUACCCGUUCAGCCAUGUCAGAUCAAACGGCAACGAACUCUGGUUAAACCAGAAAGAGAGCGCAUUAACGUCAACCAUCCACAAUACCAUUACCGAAAACGUGCCCAAAUGCAUGCACAAAUUGCUCCAAGCAACACUGGAAACCGCCCUACCAUCUCUGCCAAACUUACAAAGCUUGGUAGAGGAGCCAGUAUCCUCGGACGAGAUGAAAAAGCGUCACCGUAUGAAAAGCUUGACGGAGAAGUCAUUUCAAUUAUACCACAGGCAACUGAAUUGCCGCCUUCCGCCAAACGUUUGGAUGCAUGGCAACUCUAUUGUAAACUUGUGACAUGCUGUUUUCCUACUCCUUUUCUUCGCGCCAUAGGUAAAAAGGAUGCAGCAUCCCAAUCUGCCUGGAGAGAAAAAAUUGGCUUCAUCACAUGCAUCUUGGCUAUUAUGGGUGCCGUUGGAUUUUUGACGUUUGGCUUCACCGAAGCAGUGUGUCCUACCCCUCCAUUGUCCUUUCACGUCGCCGAUAUAAACAAAGGUUACAUUUCCAUCGACGGCUGGGCUUAUAUGCUUGCCUCGUGGUCAGAUCAUCCUCCUAUUCCAGGAGUCACCGACACCAGUUCCAAUAUCAUGUAUGAGCCCGUUUCCGCGGGUGGCAUGGAUGCUACCUUUUUGUUUCAAAAGGUGAACGAAGCCUGCAUGGAUAUCAUCGUUCCAAAAGCUGGUGUCAAUGUUGGCCAACAGGGCCAUCGUCUUCCUACAUAUUUUCCAUGCCGCAUGUUUGAUCCGCAUUCCGGUAUCGUGCCAGACCCAGCUACCUAUGCCAACUAUUCUGGAUGCCAUCUUUCCCCUACGGCACGGAGCAUGUUCUUCUCCUUUCAAAAUAGCGGUGUACCUAAGCCCCAAGGUGGCUUUGAUAAGGCUGGUCGAAUCUAUUAUACAUGGCAUGAAGUGAAAGCUAGUGAUCACCUCGUUAUUUACAAUGGAGAGGUCCUCAAUCUGAACUUGCUCAAGUCACUUCCUCGUAACGUACUAGAUGUUCCUCACGGAGGCUUGAUCGAUCAAUUGAUAACCAACGCUUCAGACUACGUUGGUACCGACAUGUCAUAUGCAGUAACAAAUUAUCGAUCCCAAAAUGGCCUGUCCUGGAAAAAGGAGGCGGAAUGUCUCUCUGAUAUCAUUCGAGUAGGCAUGGUGGAUACUAUGACAUUUGGAUGCAUUGUAUCCAACAUUGUUCUCUACAUCUCUUUAGCUGUCAUUUUGGGAGUCAUUGUUGUUAAAUUCAGUCUAGCGGUCGCAUUUGGAUGGUUCCUGUCCUGGAAAUUAGGUAACUUCAAGGAUGGUCAGUCGUAUGCUGAUCGCAUGAAGCGAGAACAGGAGAUAGAAAACUGGACCGCCGACAUCUAUACCCCAGCCAACAUCACACGCUCUCCGUACUUAUAUCCUCCUACCAAUCCUCCACGCAAGAAGUCUCUUAUCCCGCAGACGUCUCGGUUUACCAAACCUGAACCAGGCAAGCUCAAAUACGGAGGAUCGUUCGAACUCUCUAAUCAAAACAUGUGGCGCCGUCCAUCUAGCGCUACGGUAUCCACCAUUUACGGAUCCACCAUCACUUCUCCAUUCUCGUCCACGCUUGGCACCAACUCAACCAACCCAUCGACUAUAUACAACCCCAAGGCUGAUUUCAAUCAAUCUCGCCGACAAAGCGAAUUGACGUUCCCAGUCAGUCGCCGGUCUUCCGUUUCGACAACCACUCCAUACAAUCCUUUCAGUGACAUCAAGUGUCCGUUGCCCAUGUCAAAGCAUCUGGUUGCGCAACCAGAUAUAAAUUACAAGCCCUUCAACUUUACCUUGGCUCACACUAUUUGUCUCGUCACGGCAUACUCUGAGGGCAUCCAAGGUUUACGAACGACACUGGACUCCAUUGCUACCACAGACUAUCCCAAUUCGCACAAAUUGAUUGUUGCUAUUGCCGAUGGUGUCAUCACUGGAUCAGGCAACGAGAUGUCUACCCCGGAUAUCUGUCUAUCCAUGAUGCGUGAUCUCAUUGUUCCCAAAGACGAAGUCCAGCCCUACUCAUACAUUGCCAUCGCCGAUGGCUCCAAGCGGCAUAACAUGGCCAAAGUCUACGCUGGUUUCUACCGUUACGACAGCACUACCGUCGGCCCUGCACAACAACAGCGUGUUCCUAUGAUUUUGAUUGCCAAGUGCGGGUCCCCUGAUGAAAAGCAUGAUAAGAAACCAGGUAAUCGUGGCAAGCGCGAUUCGCAGAUCAUCCUCAUGUCGUUCUUACAAAAGGUCAUGUUCGACGAGCGCAUGACUCACCUGGACUACGAAAUCUUCAAUAGUAUUUGGCGAGUUGCCGGUAUUACGCCUGACAAGUAUGAGUCGGUUCUCAUGGUGGAUGCCGAUACAAAGAUCUUCCCUGAUUCGCUGUCAAGAUUGAUUUCAUGCUUGGUCAAGGAUCCAGAAAUUGCAGGGCUUUGUGGCGAGACCAAGAUUGGGAACAAGACGGAUAGUUGGGUGUCGAUGAUGCAAGUUUUUGAAUACUACAUCUCUCACCACCAGUCCAAAGCUUUUGAAUCCAUCUUUGGCGGUGUCACUUGUCUGCCAGGAUGCUUUUGCAUGUAUCGAAUCAAGGCUCCCAAAGGUCCUAACGGUUACUGGGUGCCUAUUUUGGCCAAUCCAGAUAUCGUGGAGCAUUAUUCUGAAAAUGUCGUCGAUACUCUGCACAAGAAGAAUCUGUUGCUGCUGGGAGAAGAUCGAUACUUGUCAACGCUUAUGCUACGGACGUUCCCCAAACGCAAGAUGAUCUUUGUUCCUCAAGCCGUCUGUAAGACGGUGGUCCCUGAUACCUUUUCGGUACUACUAUCACAGCGUCGCCGCUGGAUCAACUCUACUAUUCAUAAUUUGAUGGAACUUGUUUUGGUACAAGAUUUGUGUGGAACUUUCUGCUUUUCUAUGCAGUUUGUUGUGUUCAUGGAAUUGGUGGGUACGCUUGCCUUGCCGGCUGCUAUCUCUUUCACCUUGUACCUGGUCAUUUUGGCUUGCAUUGGCCAACCUGCCGUGAUUCCGUUGAUUUUACUCGCUAUCAUUCUUGGACUUCCUGCCGUAUUGAUUGUUAUGACCAGUCGCAAGCUGGUGUAUGUCGGCUGGAUGCUGAUCUAUCUGCUCUCUCUACCAAUUUGGAAUUUUGUGCUACCGGUGUACGCAUACUGGCAUUUUGACGAUUUCUCAUGGGGAGAAACGAGAAAAGUCGAAGGUGAAGGAAAGGAAGUCCAUGGUGACAAGGAAGGUGUAUUUGAUAGCUCACAAAUCGAGAUGCGAAAGUGGAGUGAAUUUGAACGAGAUCGUCAAGCUUUGGAAAUUCAGCUAUGUAUGGAGUACCGCCGAGAGGAAGAAGAGCGAGCCCAUCAAGAAGCCAAACAGCAGCAUGAAGAACAAGAAGCAGCUUUGAAAGCUGAAAUGGCCGCUCAAGCACAAGUUGCUGAGGCAGCCGUCGUCGUCAUACCUGCCGUGAGUGAGGUCCAAGAGGUGCCUCUAACAAGUGAACCAUCAUCCACCAAGCCGAUGCCUGAGCCGGAAGAAAAUUGGGAGGCAAUCGCCAUGGCUGGUAUGGUUUGGAGCGAGGCUAUUUCCAGCUAUGGCGCUACAGAGUUCCGAUACCCCUUCCUCUCUAAGGUCGGCCAACGUAAAUAAAAAAUCAAAUAC
Messenger RNA from Umbelopsis ramanniana AG, 4067 nucleotides. RefSeq lists its product as uncharacterized. The record is from RefSeq and is a predicted model, not a curated record. NCBI's taxonomy places the organism in Eukaryota, Fungi, Mucoromycota, Umbelopsidomycetes, Umbelopsidales, Umbelopsidaceae. Gene Ontology annotation, molecular function: chitin synthase activity. Gene Ontology annotation, cellular component: cell septum; cell periphery. The transcript has 6 exons. The coding region runs from base 240 to 4055 and encodes 1271 amino acids.